This is a messenger RNA of Arabis nemorensis, 414 nucleotides long. Lineage: Eukaryota; Viridiplantae; Streptophyta; Magnoliopsida; Brassicales; Brassicaceae. The record is from the annotation of a GenBank genome assembly.
AUGGCUACCUCAAACACUCUCAUCUUCUUCUUCUUAUGUUCUCUUUGUCUUAUCCUUAGCAAAGAAGCAUCUUCUCAGCUUGAUGAGCUAUGGCUAGUCGGUGAUGACGAUGAUCCACUUAACGCGUUGCAGACAAGGCACAGAAGAAGAGAGGAGAAGUGCGAUUACUCGGUAGGGAAAUGGACUUACGAUGAAACGUAUCCGCUUUAUGAAUCGAACUGUCCAUAUUUGAGCUCUGCAUUAAGUUGUCAAAGAAAUGGAAGACCUGACUCUUAUUACCAGAAAUGGAGAUGGAUCCCUAAGGCUAAGGCUUGUUCACUCCCAAGGCACACACUAACCACACUCUCUCCUCUUACUUCUUUUUUUGAAACACAAAAUUUUUGCAACUUUGAUCAUUAUCAAAAUAAUAAAUAA